AUGGCCGAGAACCGCCCCGGCCACCGGGGUCUCACGGAGUACGACCUGCCCGGGUGGGUCAGCAUCCAACCGUCGCGCACCCGUCCAGCGGCGUCAGCGCAGGCCCCGAGGACUACCGCUACGCGUGCUCCCGCGGCCUGCUCGAUGGACUCACCAACCAGCUCGGCCGGGGCCCCGCGCACGUCGCCUGCAUCGAUGGAAAUUGCAUUGAGUCGAUCGGUGCCCCCCAGGAGAGCUCAGUGCGCAGACCGUGAACGGGGAGACGCCGGCCUACUACGCGGUGCGCUACGGGACCGCCUGGUGCCUGCAGUGGCUCGUCGAGCGCGGGGCCGACGUCACCACGGCGGCGGCCGACGGCUUCACCCCCGAGCAGCUGAUCUGGGCCAACAAUCGGAGAACCACAACGUGGAGAUGGAGUGGCUGCACGCCGCCCUGAGGGGGCAGCUGACCGAGAAGAAGAGCCAGCAGUCCCAGGAGUACAGGCUCCGGCGCUGGCGGCCGGAGGGCCUCGACCCGUUCUCCGAGGGCUUCCUGGACCAGGCCAUGGCGAGGCAGAGCAGCGCCCUCUGGCAGGCGAAGGCGAUCGAGGCGGGCGGCGCGCUGCACACGCCGCUCGCGGCGGAGGCCGCGGCGGCCCUGGCCGCCGCGAUCGACGACCUGCUGCCCAGGAUGCGCCCGCCGAGCUGCGACGUCUACUUCAACGCCACCGGCAGCAGGGUGCUCGCUGGCACCCCGCCGCGGGAGUUCGUGGGCCUGCUGAGGAGGCAGGCGGUCGAGGAGGUGCAGUGGGAGGCGCUCGUGCGGGCGAUGAUCGCGGACCAGGUGCGGAGCUUCUACGAGGUGGGGCCACUGAAGCAGCUGAAGGCCAUGAUGAAGCGCAUCGACGCAGACGCAUUCAAGCGGACAGAGUGCAUCCCCGUGUAGCGCCGGCGCGCCUCAGAAACAAGAUGGCAGUUUCUGGCGUCGAGCGAUGCCCGCCCUGGAUCGCGGGGCGGGUCUCCCCAGGGAUCGCCGGGCCCCAUGGUGGCCUGGCGGCCGCGGCAUGGGGCCGCCAUCCGCUGAAGACGCGAGGUGGGAUGCCCAGGGAGCACCGGGACCCUUUGGACCUGCUGGCCGCGGUAUGCAGGGUGUGUGAGGCUGGUCGGGGGCAUUUUGCUCCAGGCCUCACAGCCCCGACCUGUCGGUCGGCGUCGGCGGUGCCUCGACCUCCGCUCCGCUCCGCGCCCUGCGUGGGUCUGGGCCCCCUCGGCUCGCUCGUCCCGCGAGCUGCUCUGCGGCGGCUGCUCCGCGCCGCUGCGGGGCUCAUGACGCAGGUGGCUCAUGGCCGAGUCACCUGGCAGGCGCGGGUACUCCUUCGCCUCCUCCUCCUCGUUGUCCUUUUUCUUCU
Messenger RNA from Prorocentrum cordatum, 1387 nucleotides. The record is from the annotation of a GenBank genome assembly. NCBI's taxonomy places the organism in Eukaryota, Dinophyceae, Prorocentrales, Prorocentraceae.